AUGACGGGGAACGAGAAGGAAAAGGAUGGAAAGGAUUUCCAGGUCCACACGCGCCAGCGAGUUGCCUACGGAGCCCUGGACUUUGCCAAGACUCCUGUGCAGCUGCUGAUCAGUGUGCACCUCCUCACUUUCUACCAGCAGGCCGGGGCCUCCUUGGGAGCGAUCGCCUUCUUCACCUCAACCGCCCGCUGCUUCGACGUUUUGUCGGAUCCGUUGAUGGCGCAGAUCUCGGACGGCUUUUCCUCAAGGUUCGGUCGCCGAAGGCCGUUCGUUUUCGCCGGCUGCCUUUUCUACGGCGGCUGCCUCCUUGCACUCUGCACACCGCCGGAGUCGCUCUCGGGGGCCAGCACCGGCGUUUGGUUCGGGUGCUUCUACAUCCUCUUUUUUUUGACAGAUACGCUUAUGUCAAUCCCUCACAAUGCGCUCGGGCAGGAGAUCACUUCAGACACCGAUCAGAGGCGCUUGGUUUUCAUGGUGGCCAAGAUUUUCCAGGCUCUUGGCAUGAUCGCGGCGGCGGCUUUACCAGUGCUCUUGGGAACUAUUCUCAGCGCAGACUGCAAGCUGCCCGCCGAGUGUCAUGGGACCGCUGCAGAGGGUCACUGUGCAGCGCUGGAGCGGAGAU
Messenger RNA from Symbiodinium necroappetens, 622 nucleotides. NCBI's taxonomy places the organism in Eukaryota, Dinophyceae, Suessiales, Symbiodiniaceae. The record is from the annotation of a GenBank genome assembly.